AUGGCAAAGACCGAAGCCGUGGAGGUCGAUGAGGUGCUACGGAAGGGACCAGAGCACGUCGAGGAAGCCGUACUCGCGAGAUUGACAGAAGAGGAUGUAUUCAAGAUUUCAGAGGAGGCACUUACCAUCCGAUCAUGGACUGGGGUACGCCUUGGCCUGAUCAUGUUCGUGCAGGGCUGCAAUCAAGCCGGGUUCGGAGUGGAUUGGGGAGUGAUCAGCGGUAUCGACGCCCUAGAUGCAUGGCAUGCCUAUUUCGGGUUCGGCACAGCUGGAUCUACAUAUGGUCUCAUUAAUGCUUUAAUGAGCAUUGGAACCGUCUGUGGUGCCCCAUUCAUGGCUUUUGCCGAUGUAAUCGGUCGUCGAGGUAUCAACUUCACUGGCAACGCUAUCGUGCUCCUCGCGGCUAUUUUACAGGGCUGUGCAAUUAAUUUACCCAUGUUCAUGGCUGGUCGCUUCUUUAUGGGAUUUGGUACUGCACUGAUGUCGAGCUCACAAUAUAUUGGUGAGGUCUCUCCGAUGCAUCUCCGUGGUCGCAUGGUUGGAUUCUUCGGCGCUUGUUAUCAGGUUGGCAGUUUGGCCAUUCUUGGUGCCAUGGUUGGCCUGGAGAACCUUCCUGGGAACAGGUCCUGGCGCACACCUUUGCUGCUGGAAGCUAUAUUCCCUGGCAUUGUUUGCGUGACCAUAUUCCUUCUCACUCCUGAGUCCCCUCGUUUUUAUAUCAUGAAGGGCCAGCGAGAGAAGGCAAAGCAAGUAGUGGCCAAGUACCACACCACCAGUGGUGAUAUUAAUGAGCCGAUCGUUGAGAUUGCGGUCAGACAGAUGGAGGAAUCCCUGGAAAAUGACAGAGCCGGGUUCAGAGCUUUCUGGGACUAUCGGGUGUUUUUUACCAAGACUGUUCGCUACCGACUCCUGGUCCUCACCCUAUAUUCUAUUUUCCAACAGUGGAAUGGUGGUGGUAUUAUUUCUUACUAUUUGACACCAGCCCUUGGGACUAUCGGUAUCGAUGACACAAAACAACAACUCGGAAUCAAUAUUGGAAGCACAGCAACCUACUUCGUCUUUACUGCGAUCGGAUCCUUCCUCGUCGAUAUUUUCCGCAGACGAACCUUGAUUUUCGCGGGCUUGAUCAGUAUGAUAAUAUUCCAAACUGCUACGACCAUCACAUCAUGGCGGUACAGUGUCAGUACCAGCAACGCUACAGCAGCCCUCACUAUCCUUUGGAUCUUCCUCUACCAAGCCUUCUCGGCCUCGCUUAUUGCUACGAUGCAUAAUUUAUACCCAGUGGAGGUGCUUUCUUUAGCAUUACGUGCGAAAGGAAUGGGUUUAUACAGUCUGAUCCAAGGUGGGGCUGGAGCUGUGCAAACCUAUGGAAUCAGCGUGGGAAUCGACAAGCUCGGCUAUAAGAUCUGGGUGGUAUACAUCGUAUACAACACUGUCCAGCUGGUAUUGGCCUACUUUACCUUCCCGGAAACCAGUGGUCUGAGUUUGGAAGAAAUUGACAAAGUUUUCGAAACUCCUGGGGUUUGGCCUGUGAAGAUGUCAUUGGAUAUCGAGACGGCAAAGAAGGAGAGAGUCGCAGCGGAGCGGGAUGAAGAGGCCAUAGCUGGACGCUGA
Penicillium malachiteum is the source of this 1614-nucleotide messenger RNA. Its product is annotated as putative MFS sugar transporter protein. Gene Ontology annotation, cellular component: membrane. The record is from RefSeq and is a predicted model, not a curated record. Gene Ontology annotation, biological process: transmembrane transport; carbohydrate transport. The transcript is spliced from 2 exons. Gene Ontology annotation, molecular function: carbohydrate:proton symporter activity. Bases 1 to 1614 code for a protein of 537 amino acids. NCBI's taxonomy places the organism in Eukaryota, Fungi, Ascomycota, Eurotiomycetes, Eurotiales, Aspergillaceae.